Pungitius pungitius (ninespine stickleback) is the source of this 1912-nucleotide messenger RNA. RefSeq names its product E3 ubiquitin-protein ligase ZNRF2-like. Gene Ontology annotation, cellular component: membrane; cytoplasm; intracellular membrane-bounded organelle. Gene Ontology annotation, biological process: proteasome-mediated ubiquitin-dependent protein catabolic process; protein K48-linked ubiquitination. The transcript has 4 exons. Gene Ontology annotation, molecular function: ubiquitin protein ligase activity. Bases 526 to 1107 code for a protein of 193 amino acids. NCBI's taxonomy places the organism in Eukaryota, Metazoa, Chordata, Actinopteri, Perciformes, Gasterosteidae. The record is from RefSeq and is a predicted model, not a curated record.
UGGGCACAUUGACGGAGUUGCCUCCCAGAAAGGAGGAGGAGAAUCUGUGCUUUUAUUUUUCUUUCCCGACGGCCGCAGUUGAGCACAAAAGCGAAUUUUAAGCAGACAAGCUGCUACUCAACACCUGGCGCAAAUGUUCCUCGUCCGGGGUGGAGAAGCCCACUACUAUUAUCUGAAGACAUUUUGCCUUUUUCUUUUCCCAUUGUUGUAAAAAAAAAAAGAGAGAGAGAGAGAGAGAGAGAGAGAGAGAAAGGGGAAGGGCUGUUCCAAGAAAAGAAAAACAACCAUUCGGAAAUGAUGUUACGCUUGAGAAAGUGCGCACUUUACGCGCGGGGCGCACAAUGAAACUUUAGGAUGUUGGAUCGCCUCGCCCUUGUGCUCGUUCGCGUGUCGGCCCUCGUGUCCUUUGUUGGGGACAGUUCUCGUGAACUCACUGUAGCCAUGUGUCGCGGGUGAGUUCUUCCGAAGCGCAAACACACACUCACAAAAAACAACAACAACAACAACAACAACAAAAAAGGCAGCAUGGGGGCCAAGCAGAGCACCCCUGCGUUUGAUGGCAGAACCCGGGCUUAUUCCAGCUCUGACCUCCCGUCUGGCCACGGACAGGGACGGGUUGCGGGCUUUAGGUACACCAAUGGGCCGGAUGGCCCCCGGAUCCGUUACACAGGCGCGGGGCCAACCAGCUCCGGACUCAGUAUCCCGGCGGGGGGCAGGUCGGGGUCACACGCGCUCAAUCAGAGCCUCGGCGGCGUGGAUGGCGACGAGGAGAGCGAGCUGCCGCCCGAGGGCCACAGGUUGCUCAUCGGGUCCCUGCCGGCACACCUGUCCCCUCAUCUGCUGGGAGGCUUCCACUGUCCUGUGUGCUCAAAGUUUAUGGCGUCGGACGAAAUCGAGAAGCACCUUCUCAUGUGUUUCAGCAAAACACGGCUCACCUACAACAAGGACAUCCUGUCCAGGGACUCUGGGGAGUGUGCCAUCUGUUUAGAUGAGCUGGAGCAGGGAGACACCAUCGCCAGGCUGCCCUGCCUCUGCAUCUACCACAAAGGGUGUAUAGACGAGUGGUUUGAGGUGAACCGCUCGUGUCCGGAGCAUCCCUCCGACUAGGAGCCGUCCAAUCCCUGGACUCUGUGCCCCCGAACCUCAUCGCAACCGUUCCCAGCCCGAGCGCCACGGCUCCUCAGGGAUCCAAGGAUCCACUGUCGUGCACCGGAACAGGUGAUAAAACUCUGGGUUGGGUUCCUCUGGAACGUUCAAAGAACCCCCCCCCCCCCACCUGGUCGAGGCAUCCGAUCUCCAGAAAAUAUUGUGAAUCCUAAUGCCACCUUCUGGCCUGAAGCGGUGCCGGUGGAACCUGGGCUCCGGACGGCUUUGCUGAACAGGGUGUGGUUUUUAGAGCCGAGGACUUGUGUAACCAAUCUUAGGCCGCAGGAUUCUUCGGCGGAGACUCAGACGAGAGACUGUCGAGACUUGAUCCGAAGGCUGAGGGCUGUUCUUGUGCAAUGUAAAAACAAUCAGCCGUUCACCGUUAGAAAUGCCUUUUUUUUCCAGCUUUAAGGGAUGAUGAAAGUGUUGAUCGUAGUUCGAAUGUAGAUCCUGAUUUUAUUGUGAAAUUGGUAAAAAAAAAAAAAAAAUCACCCCUUUUUUUUUUUCCUUUAAACAAUCAUGUGUCCUCGACCAAAUUGUGUACGGUGAAAAAGUUUGUUAAUCAUUUGCCCUUUCCACAGUGAUUGUGUACUUGUGAAACCAGAGACAGUCUGAAACGUAUAUAAUAAUGAUUCCUACUCAUAAGAAGUGCCAUAAUAUGCUGCUAUGUCAUAGACUGGAAUGUUUUCUGUAAUCUUUGAGCCUUUGUUCUUUCUAUUUGUACUGUAAGGUUUGCACAACAAUAAAUGUUUUGUCUUUGUGGGUU